UCUGAGGCAGCAGCAGUUCCCCUGCACUCUCCUCCUCCUGCAGGCUGCACUCAUACACACAAACACACGGAAAGAUACAAAUAGAGCAAUGCGCUUAAACCAGUGAGAUACUGGGGACACAGUUUUUGUUUUUACUUCAAAUCUGCAGGCAAAUACCUACACAUUCACUCAACUCCACUCAGUCAGACUGCAAGUUGAUAUUCCAGACACUUACAGCCACUCUUGUUAACCUGAAGACUUGUUUUUCUUUUACAAAUUUUGCAAAAAAUGAGGACAAUACUGCUCUGCAUUUGUGCCACUCUUCUGCUCAUGGCCAACUUGGUGCCGCAAACCAUCCGGGCAGCAGACCACUCCACAAACUCUCACCAGCGUUGGGAUGCCAAAGGACCUUACAGCCUUGGAUCUGAAUCUGAUCACUCCACCUCUUGCCCUGUGAAACUUCGACCCUCUGGCCACUGUGGGAGCUCUGGAGCUGGGGCAGAAGACAGCGAAGAAUGCCCCUACCAGCUCACCUUGCCUCCCCUCACCAUUCAGCUGCCCAAGCAGUUCAGGCUUCUGGAAAAGACCAUGAAGGAGCUGCAGAACCUCAAAGAGGUGGUGAACAAGCUGAAAAGCGGGUGCAAGGAGUGCUAUGGGGAACAGCGCAAUGGGGUCUUCGGAUAUCAGCAAGAAGACCAGGGACAGGCACAGAUCCAUAUUCAAAGGGACGGUGGAGAAGAGGCAGCACUGGAUCCUCAGAGGGUGUCCAGUCAAGAGGAGAGGGGAGAUGGUAUGGUUUCUAGAGCUAUUUUGGAUGGUACAACACUGGGGCAACGUUCCAAUUUUGGGAAAAUUACACCUAGCCCAAGUAGUAUGCAAGAGAUGCAGAUGAAACUGAAUAGGAUGUCCGCCAGCCUGCGCAAUGCCAGGAGCCAGAUCUCGGCUCUGCAGGGUAGACUGGAGGGGCUAAACCUGCUCAACAUAGACAACGUGCAGGCUAUGGUGGACAGACAGGUGGAGAACAUCACCGGAGUGGUCAACAAGCUGAGCUCCAGCUGUACUACCCAGUGCGCAGCACAAAGCAGCCCUCAGUUCAUCUUAGCCCCUCGGGACUGCUCGGACUACAAUGUACUGGAGUUGAGGAAGAAUGGUGUUUACAGAGUGACCCCUGACCCUCGCAACGGGACAUUCGAGGUUUUCUGUGAAAUGGAAACCUUUGGUGGGGGCUGGACUGUCAUACAGCAGCGCCUUGACGGGUCUGUCAGCUUCAACCGCACAUGGGCAGAGUAUAAGAAAGGGUUUGGAAACCUAAGAAGUGAGUUCUGGCUCGGCAAUGACCAUAUCCACCUGUUGACGAAGGCCAAAGACAUGAUUAUGCGCAUAGAGCUGGAGGACUUUGAGGGUGUCCGGGAAUAUGCAAAGUAUGAUCAGUUCUAUGUGGCCAACGAGUACUUGCGUUACCGACUCUCCAUCAGCGGAUACAGUGGAACAGCUGGGAAUGCCAUCAGUUUCAACAAGCACUUCAACCAUGAUCAGAAGUUCUUCUCCACCCCUGACCGUGACAAUGACAUGUAUCCCUCUGGAAACUGUGGUGCCUACUAUAGCUCUGGCUGGUGGUUUGAUGCCUGCAUGUCAGCCAAUCUCAACGGGAAGUACUACCACAAGAGGUACAAGGGUGUCAGGAACGGAAUCUUCUGGGGAACGUGGCACAACAUGACAACAGAGUACUACCCCACCAACUACAGGCAGGCCUUUAAGACUGUCAAGAUGAUGAUACGGCCCAAAAGCUAUGCUCCUUAGGAAGACAGGCAUAUUUCUUUACCCAAGAGGAAGAAACACCCACCAACCACCCCAAAAUAAUGGAACAUAAAGCCCCAUACAUUUUCCUGUAGCUAUUCACACAUGCUUACAUGUACACAAAAAAAGACUCCAAGUUUUAGAGAAAGUUUGACUGCAGCUUUAACAAAAAUAAUUGUGAAAUAUAUUAUGCCAUCCCAUUUUUACAGAUGCGAGUGUGGCCUUUGAAAUGUUAGAUUAAUAUGACAAUAAUAAUAAAAGAAAAUCAUCUGUGAACAAUGACAGACUAUUAAAAAAGUGCAGUGUAAAGGCCAGCCUCCUUACGGGUACCGUAAUAUGCCACGGGACAUUAGUGUGGAUAAUUUUUCAGCAGUCCCUGACAUUUCUCCCACUUUCAUCCUGCUAUAAUCCCUGCUGAGACACAGCACAGCACAGCACAAACCAGUAGUAAAAACUAAUGAGCUAUCAUUUUCUCUGCUGUAAAUGAUUUCAUAAUUAACAAUGACCACUCAAGUGAGGGAGCUGAUGAUGGAGCUUUGUGUUUGAAAUUACUUAAGAAAGACUUCCUGCUGGGAAUGUUUAAUUACACUUUGGCAGCAUGGUAAUGCAUCAUUAUCCUAAACAUUAUGAAAUUCCCUGUGGAAGACAGGUAUCCCUAUAGUUCUACUUAUAUGCAGUACAGUUUAGAUUACUGAUCCUAUAAUAAAUUGUUCUUGAUAGUAAGCAGUUUCAAUAAUUUUCCAUCAUUAUCUCUUGGUGUAUUAUUGCACAGCUCUUAAUCAUACACGUUUCAAACUUUGUGAGAUUCUCAACCAUGUGUGCAAUACUUCCAUCUAGUGUUUUGAAAACCUGUAUAGCACCAUGUAGUCCAUUUUAUAAACAUUGAAAGAAGAUGGACAAAGAAAUGGUUGUUUGAGGAUGUGUACAGUAUUUAUUUUACUUUGUGAUGUAUCAGAGCUUUUAUAUAAUAUAUACUGUUGAUUAUUCAGUGAAAAGUCUAUUUACUGUUGACUGUGCAUAAUUGUGAUCAUUUUAAGCAAAUACAUGUGUAUUUGGACCUUUGUGCAUCUACCAUAUUGAUCUUUUCUAUUCAUGUUAAUCUUUCACGGCAAAAACAAAUUUACAAUUUUUAUAAUAAUAAUUUUAAAAAAAAGUUUCACGGUGUCUAGUAGAUCAUCGUUUUUGAGAUUUUGAUACGACAAGAAUGGCUGGAAAUCAAAUAAACACUGAUGACAAAAAUAAA
Molecule: messenger RNA, 3019 nt
Organism: Girardinichthys multiradiatus
Lineage: Eukaryota; Metazoa; Chordata; Actinopteri; Cyprinodontiformes; Goodeidae
Gene: fgl2a
Product: fibrinogen-like 2a
Exons: 5
Coding region: 268-1779 (503 amino acids)
Source: RefSeq, a predicted model, not a curated record